This is a messenger RNA of Phytophthora infestans T30-4, 1983 nucleotides long. RefSeq lists its product as uncharacterized. Gene Ontology annotation, molecular function: protein binding. Lineage: Eukaryota; Oomycota; Peronosporomycetes; Peronosporales; Peronosporaceae. The coding region runs from base 1 to 1983 and encodes 660 amino acids. The record is from RefSeq and is a predicted model, not a curated record. The transcript has 8 exons.
AUGUCGAAUGUAGUGGACGAAGCGCCGGAGCAGCUUGUGGUGCGACUUCAGACUCUUUAUCGAGCUCGUCGUGCGCGACGUGAAGCCGUCGAGCUGGCCAAUAGCUCGUAUCUUAAAUGUUGGGAUACCGUGAGUGGGUUGGCCUACUACUGCAACUUACGCACUGGCCUGUCGUCGUGGAAGAAGCCACUUCUUUUGGCAGCUCGAGACCCCCUGAGCUUGAUAGAUCGACAGCAGCGUCGCGAGGAGAGCGUGUCAUUCAAAAAGAAGUGUGAGGACGAAAAGCUCAAGUUAAUGCUUCGGCAUCGUCGGAAGAUCGCUCGUGCCAUGCGACGCUUUGAGAAGAAUCUGCUGGACGAGAAGAGUGAGAGUCGACAAGAGCGACAAGCUAAACUGAAGUAUGCAAACCAGCAGCUAUUACGCGAUCUCUAUGAAGGCAAAAGGAAAGAAAAUGUGCAGACUAUUCGUGAGGCAGCGAUGCGAGGCAACGUGGACCGCGUUGAAACAUUGCUUGUUAUGGGCUUCAGCGCUGAUGCCGAGAGUGCCAUGGGGUUGACUCCACUACUCGCUGCGUGUCAGAGCGCUCAAUUAGAAGUUGCUCGUCGCUUGCUAUCGAGCAGAGCUAGAGUAGACCACGCGCACGUCAAGACAGGCCGAACAGCGCUCAUGGAAGCUGCCGGUCGUGCAAACCCCCCAGUCCUGAAAGAACUCUUACGAUAUGGUGCUCACAUUCACGUGGAGGACGAACAGGGCGAGACGGUCUUCGACUGUCUAAAAGAUGCCGCGAAUCGGGAGAUCAUUGAACGUGCGUGUCAAGUCUGGUCCAGUGAGAACGCAGCGCUAUUCCCUACCGAAUUUAGACAAGUCUCUCUUGCUUACGCGUUAAUCAGGAAACGUCAGCGGGAUCUGUACGAGGCUGAAAAGGUAGCCACACGUAGAGAACUGACCCAAUCGAAGCAGACACUUCAGCGGAAAUGUGUGGAGGCAAAAGUCCGCUACGACCAGGACAUUCGAGGAAGCAGCUUCGAGCCGACGCUAUUGCGGCGGCUUUCGGCGACCGAAGCUGCCGAUUCUCGAUACGACACCGAGCGUCGUGUGUUGCUGUUAGAGAUUCAAGAGGCUGUAGACAGACUUCGUGCCAGUGAACGACCCUGUUUUAUCCCAGAAGCAGCCAUUCUCAACAUCCUGUCGUUUUGUGCGAGGCAUUGGUUUGAAGUCGAUUCGAGGAAAGCGAGGAAAAGGAAGAAAAUGACUCGCUCCGAGUGUACACUUGUCGUCGUUCCGACAUCACUCCGACCCCCACCCGAUCAACUUCCAGACGAUCUUGAAGCGGAAUGGAACUCGUUCCAACACACUCUCAAGGAUCAUUGUGACCAACUGCAGACAGCAAUGGGAAACGAGCACUUCGACGCAUCGAGCGGUGUCUCAAGAGACACAAACGGGGAAAGUCUGGCAACGCUCGACGUUUUCGUCGAACAAGGGGAGAAUCUACCAUACCGCGACCCUCGAAUAGGAGACAUGCUUGAUCCCUACGUGCGCGUCUUCCUGAGGUCAACUUCAAUUCUUCAAAGUACGGAAGUGUUCAAGUCGGAGAUGCGCGUCGCUGACCGCAAUCCUCUGUGGGAGUUCCCGUGCCAUAUCGCAGCCGUGUCGUCGGUCCAGAAGGAGCUUGGCAUCCAAGCUGUAGACUCGAAGCGAGAAGACGUCGCAGGUGAAGUGACGAUCUUUUUGCGCUCACUCUUAGACCAAAAAGAGCACAAAGAGUGGCAUAUUAUGCCUCCAACACUACGCCAGCAAAUUCUUGAGAAAAAACCACGCGAGCAAUCAGCGCGAAUCCGUGUAUCUGUCAAGCUAACCCACACAAAGUCCAUCGUACUCACCCGCGAGCUCCAGCAGCUUCUGAAAACCCGCCAGGUUCUUGUCAACAAGCGUCGCAACGUCAUCCAAAACGCACUUCACUGUCGACUCCAACAAUUGCCGUAG